Plenodomus lingam JN3 is the source of this 207-nucleotide messenger RNA. Lineage: Eukaryota; Fungi; Ascomycota; Dothideomycetes; Pleosporales; Leptosphaeriaceae. The record is from RefSeq and is a predicted model, not a curated record.
AUGGGAGACGGAUGCGCAAGUAUGCAAAUUCGGCAUGCCAAUUCGACAGUCAUUGCUGAUGUAGUGUCCAUUGGCAUCUGGCCCGCAAUGUUUGGUGAUAUCCAAGCUUUCAUUGAAUGUCUUGCUCAAUAUGGUGCGACUCUGAUGCAGGGGACUAUGACCCCGCAAUGCGACAGUACAAGUGAUCCCGUACAUAGGUACCUUUAA